This is a messenger RNA of Colletotrichum truncatum, 2700 nucleotides long. RefSeq names its product arrestin domain containing protein. NCBI's taxonomy places the organism in Eukaryota, Fungi, Ascomycota, Sordariomycetes, Glomerellales, Glomerellaceae. Gene Ontology annotation, cellular component: cytoplasm; cytosol. Gene Ontology annotation, biological process: ubiquitin-dependent endocytosis. Gene Ontology annotation, molecular function: protein-macromolecule adaptor activity; ubiquitin protein ligase binding. The record is from RefSeq and is a predicted model, not a curated record.
AUGACAGACUCGGAGCGAUCUCGGCGAACGGAAAACUGGAUUCCAACAUCCACCCGCGGCGGCGUCUAUUACUGUCCUAGAUACCUCCUAGACCCUCCCUCUACACAACAAAGCCGAUUGCCGACGCCGCCCAUCCGCGCUCGUCAAGUCAGACCGCGAUCAAUACAUAUUACGUCGUGGCCUUCGGGCUUCGUCCCCCACGAACUUAGACCCCAACCAGAGCGCCCCGCAAAGAGGAGAAAGCCGACGAACGCCGUCUCGCCAACCACGACAUCGCUCGGGAAGGCCUCACUCAAGUUCAGCAUCAAGCAAUUCUUCUCGCUCUCCCAAAAGCAAGUCCCGAGCCGGUCUGCAUCGCGCGCAUCCACCCUCUCGAGACCACCCAGCAGAGCAGCGAGCAUUCUUAACCGUCUCUCUACCUACAGAGAGGUAGACCUAGUAGUCCCGGAGGAGGAUACGAUGGCACUACGGUCAGCAGCCAUGGCCGAGGCCUUGCGACCACCUCUGAUGAGCGCUGCGUACAACACGCCAGGACAGCGAAGCAGCCUAAUGUCGGUCCGUAGCGCCAAAAGCAACGUCACAUCACAGGUCACCGAAAUCCCCAAACCUGUUGCACACGGCAGCGGUGUUAGCUGCUCGAUUCUCAUGGCCGAGCCCAACAUCUUUUUGACCGGCUUCGAACAUGAUGGUCAUCGCCAACAUUCCCAGGGAGGAACUGCGCUUCUGCGCGGAAAGCUGCAAUUGAAGGUGACCAAAAACGUGAAAAUUAAGGGUAUAAGCCUGAAGUUGGUCGGCAAGGCGAGGACUGAGUGGCCUGAGGGAAUCCCGCCCCUCAAGGUUGACCUUUACGAAGAAGAGUCGCUACGGACUCAGGUGUUGACUUUUUUCAACGCCGUGAAUGAUGGGUGGGAAACGGAGUACGGCAACCAAUGCGUAUACGCCCUGAAGAGCAGCUCUUCCAAUUCGUCAUCGACAAACCUGGUGUCAGGAUCCCCGCGCAACUCCAUUUCACCAUCGAUCCUUUCGAUUCCCCCCAACAGACAAGGCCUCACGGCCAAGGAGCUGAAGCGCCUCUCCCUUCAAUCCAACCAAUCUCGCAGUUUCGGCAAGGGCGACAAUCCCAAUGGCAACCAGGCCAAGGGCUACAAAGUUUUCUACCCCGGUGUUUACGAGUACACUUUCGAAUUGCCAAUCGACCAUCACCAACUCGAGACGACUAAACUGCAAUAUGGUUCCGUCAAGUGGGAGUUGCAGGCUACCGUUGAGCGAGCCGGCGCUUUCAAGCCCAACCUGCACGGUUCCAAGGAGGUGACCAUUGUGAGAGUGCCAGAUCAGCUCUCACUGGAAAUGACAGAACCCAUCUCGAUUAGCCGGCAAUGGGAGGACCAAUUGCACUACGACAUUAUUAUUUCUGGCAAAUCGUUUCCGAUCGGCACGAAAAUCCCAAUCGCCUUCAAGCUUACACCGCUCGCCAAGGUCCAGGUUCACAAGCUCAAGGUGUUUGUCACGGAGUCCAUCGAGUACUGGACUAAUGACCGACGAGUCACACGUAAAGACCCAGGCAGGAAAAUUCUUCUGCUCGAGAAGACUGCCGGAAAGCCUCUGGACCCUGCAUAUGCAUCAUCGGACGUCCGCGUGGUUAAUGGUGGUGAGCUGACACCGCGCCAACGCCGGGAGGCCCGGGAGGCUGCAGCACUGCGCCGCGCCGCCGACGCAUCUCGUCAUGGCGUGAUUCCGGAGCCCCUGCCAGAGCCGGUCGACAACAUCUUGGGUGACUUGGACCUUGGCCUCGAGAGUUACUGGGGUUCGACCGAGAUUGAGAUGAAUGUUCAAUUGCCGACGUGCGAGACCAUGGCCAAGGACAAGCAGUUGCGCUUGCAUCCCGACUGCAGUUGGAAGAAUGUCAAUGUGUACCAUUGGAUCAAGAUCGUCAUGAGGAUUUCCCGCAUCGACCCCGAAGACCCUACGGGUACUAAGCGCCGUCACUUUGAGAUCAGCAUUGACUCGCCGUUUACGGUACUCAACUGCCGCGCGACGCAGGCUAACACGGCACUGCCCGAGUACUCGGGCCCUGAUAGCUGCACAACCCAAAGCCGCCAGACUUCAUGCGGAUGCCCUGACGCAGUUACUAUUGCUGGGCCUCCUGAGGGAUCCCCGAACAACCUGUCGACAGGCGCCCUUAACGUCACUGAUGCGACAACUGAGAUGCCGGCACCGCCACAAGCAGCUCAUCUUCCCUCGUCCCCAACGCCUACGCCUGGUACCGGCCCCCGGUCCUCGCCGCCAAGUUCCCAGACCGCGGUAGAUCCGCUCGACAACCAAGCCCGGCCGAUCCACCUGCUUCGCGUGCCCUCAUACAACCCGCCUGCCUUUGACGCCGAGACGCCUCCGCCUCCGGCUGAAAAUGGCCGGCCUGUUCAGACACCGCCGCCUCAAUACGAUGUCAUUGUCGGCACCCCCAGUGUGGAUGGUCUCGCUGACUACUUUGCGCGGCUCGCGGACUACGGCUACGACGAACCUGAGGAUGAUUCCGAUUCAGACGAGGGUCCGGCACGCAUCUCGGAGCGCGGUGGUCGGGUUAACGUCGCCCACCCACGUACGCCUGGCGGCCGACGAGCGCCGAGCCGAAGCUUGGACAUCCAUCGUCCACCUGUGGAACUGAGACUGGAGUCACUACCUCAAGUUGGACGACGCCAAUAA